Molecule: messenger RNA, 2023 nt
Organism: Austrofundulus limnaeus
Lineage: Eukaryota; Metazoa; Chordata; Actinopteri; Cyprinodontiformes; Rivulidae
Product: mixed lineage kinase domain like pseudokinase
Exons: 10
Coding region: 95-1516 (473 amino acids)
Biological process (GO): cell surface receptor signaling pathway; protein phosphorylation; necroptotic signaling pathway
Molecular function (GO): protein kinase activity; ATP binding
Source: RefSeq, a predicted model, not a curated record
UCAGGGAUGUUAUAUACAUAACAUUCUUCCACCACAAUAACUUUAAAAGCACUGUAGAAUGUAAACCUUACACUUUCUUCCUUUUCAGCCAGUUAUGGAGAUGGUAAAGGAUAUCCUGUCUAUUGCCUAUGAGAUCUACUCACUAGUUGAGAAUGUGAAGGCCAAUAAGAAGCGCUGCCAUCGGGUUUCUGAGCGGGUCAAAGCCCUAGAGGGGCUGGUGACAUCCAUCUCACAAAGAGAAGCAGUCCAGCCCUGUGGUGAGGUAGAGAAAGCCCUGACAGGACUUUCCAUCACGCUCAAAUCAGCUCAGAAGCUCAUUAAGAAAUACAUAGCAGCAAACUUGGUGAAGCGUAUCCUGAAGUCUGGCAGUCAUGGAGACGAGUUCAACAGCGUGAACGACCGCCUGAACGACGCCUUUCAGAGUAUGGCGUUAGCUCUACAGUUAGAGAACGGGAACGCAGUGUUUAAGGUGUUUGAGCAGAACUCCAGACUGAAAGAAGAUGAGGUGGACAGGAAGGAGGAUGACGCUGACCUGAAGAGAAUGCUUUUAGAAUAUGCAGAAUAUGUGGAGGCAAUGCAACGAGAUCUUGAAGCUAUCAAAACCAGUGUAAAUAAAAUUGUGGAAAUGUUGGAUAAACCCAGCAUCAUCAGUGUGGACAUCCGACUGAUUGAACCAAAGGAUUUAAAGUAUGACCCAGAAUCUUGCAUCAUGGAAACACCAAGCUCAAAGGUCUACAAAGGACAGUUUGGUGGAUUCACAGUGGCCAUCAAGCAAUACCUUGAUCCACUGAACACCAGCCCAGGGGAGAUAAAAUCUAUUUUUGAUAAGGAAGUUGAUACCAUGAAACAGUUUGAGUCUCCAAAUAUCCUGCGAAUGUUUGGCAUCUGUAUCCUGGAUGAGGACAAACAUAAACCCCAGUACCUCAUCAUCAUGGAGUACUGUGAAAAAGGAAGUCUGCGAGAUGUUCUGAGCUCUAAAACUGAGCUGUCUUGGGCCAGGAAAGCUUGCAUGUGCCUGGAUGCAGCACAGGGACUUUAUCGGCUGCACCUGACUGAGGAGAAAAGUAAAGUUCAUGGAAGCAUCACCAGCAGCAAGUUCCUUGUAGAUGAAAACUUCAGAGUCAAGCUGGGGGGGUUUGAACUGGCAAAAACGGAGACCUCACUGAGAAGAAUGACGAAGGAAAAAGACAAAGACAUCGAGUCGUUGUGCUACUUUUCUCCUCAGAUGCUUAACGACAUCAACCACCGCUACAACAAAGAAUGUGAAAUGUACAGCUUUGGAAUUGUCCUGUGGGAAAUAGCAACACGUAAGAAGCCUUUUGAAGGCUGUACAGAUAAUGACCUUCUUAAGAAAGUGUGUAUGGAGAAAUAUCAAGAGCCCCUUCUGCCUGACUGCCCUGAAGCCCUGGGGCAGCUGAUCAGCACCUGCAGGGCCUUCGACAGUGCCCAAAGACCAACAGCUGGAGUGUUGGUGGAUGAACUUCGCAGUGUGGUGGUGCAGUUAGAGCAGCAGUGAAACUUCUGCUUUUCUGCUGGUUGGAAUUGUCUUCAGAGAAAAAUCCUUACGUUUGUUGUGGCAUUAAACAUCAUUCUUUUCUCACUCUCAGGACUAAAAGGAAAACAACUUCUGUUUAUGGUGGAUAAAAACAAUAAUGCCAGUAACCAAAUGUUUGACACAAUAAUCUUUUUCUUCUCACAGGAGAAGCAGUUUUUGUCUUUGCAAUAUGGAAUUUUAGGAAGAUUACAGCGGUAACACAUGAGCAUUUACCUUUUAUAUAAAAUGUUUUAUAUUAUAUGUUUAAGACAAAAAAGAGCUUUAUCAAACUUGGACAUGUUGAGGAGCACACUCUGACCUGUCUUCUCAUGUAUGACUAAAGUGGGUGUGACCAAUGAGCAAAAAGAAAUACUUUUUUUUUCAUUAAAACAAAAAAAAAAUCUCUAGAAAACAGAUGUUUGUCUUACUAAGCUACAUUUUUUUUCCUUUUGAUUGUACAAAAUACUUUUGAGGAUGAUGCUCCUGAUG